AUGUCCCAACCCGGAUCGGGGGCGUUUGGCCUGCAGAGCCAGCUCGCAGACGCUACGCAUGCUUCCGCCCUCGUCCAGAGGCUCGGCCACUUCUCCACGACGACGCUGCCGGCCUUCGUCUACCAGCUGGACGCCGUCUCGCUCCUCCUGCUCGUCGUCACUCUCGUCGCCUUUCUUGUCCCCGUCUUUAUCCUCUUCCCGCCCAUCCCGGUCGAGCGCAGCGAUGCCCUCCGCCAGACCCACUCCAUGCUCGGCCUGCCGCCGAGUUCCACCAACCUCCGGGACCAGAUGUCGCCCGUCCACCGCGCCCAGCCCGGCCGCUCUGCCAAGGUCCAGAGCUUGUACAUCUACCCGAUCAAGUCGUGCAGAGGCAUCGAGCUCGCCCGCAGCAGGGUCCUGUCCUCGGGCCUUGAGUUUGACCGCCUAUACACCUUUGCCCAGCUGCGCGCUCCCGCCGGAGCCGGCGCCGCCUCCGGUCCUCUACAGGCUAAGCCGGUGUGGCAGUUCCUGACUCUGAGGCAGCUUCCACUUUUGGCCAAUGUCAAGGUCGACCUUUGGACUCCAGAUCCGACAAAGACUAGCAGGCUGCUUGGUAAGGUGGACGAGGCGUUCUUGGUUGUGAGAUUCCCGUGGAUGGACCACGGCCUGCGAGGCCUGGCGCAGUGGGUGUCGGCAAAGUUAAGCCGUGGCCUCCAGGCUGAGCCCGAGAAGGAAUUCAUGUUGCCAGUCUCGUUCCCCUCCGAUCAAGACAUCAAGGCUUGUGGCUACACAUUUGCAAAUGUCAAGAUCUGGAAUGACGUUAUAUUCGCGCUCAAUGUGGAAACUGAGCUUCCCCCAGAGCUGGCUCAGUAUCUGGGCGUCCAACAUCGCCUCGGGUUGUUCAGGAUGGACCCGUCGAAGCGGAGAGAGGUUUUCCGCAAUGCCCAGCGAAAAAGCGAGCUUGGUUACCAGCCUGUCGUCGACUUCCAUGAUGGUAACCUCGACACCCUACUCCUCAAGGACGAGGCCAUGGAAGAACUCGAUGCACGCCGAUUCAGGCCCAACAUUAUUACUUCCGGGAGCGAAGAAUACGAGGAAGAGACCUGGAAGGUCAUCAACCUCAAACACCCGUCCACCAACGAAGAGUGCCAUUUUGACGUUUCGUGCCGGACAGUUCGGUGCAAAUUGCCCAACGUUGAUCCCCAAACGGGCAUCCGCCACAAGGUCGAACCCGACCGCGCGCUCAGAAAGUUCCGCGACGUUGAUGAAGGGGCUCCUAAGAUGGGAUGCAUGGGGAUGCAGUUGUGUCCCAUGUUCCCCAAUGCCAAGAGCGUCGAUGAACCUGACGCCUACAUCGAAGUUGGCAUGAGCAUUGACGUCGUGAAACGUGGUUCGCAUCUCUACAUCAAACAGUAG
Molecule: messenger RNA, 1395 nt
Organism: Ilyonectria robusta
Lineage: Eukaryota; Fungi; Ascomycota; Sordariomycetes; Hypocreales; Nectriaceae
Exons: 4
Coding region: 1-1395 (464 amino acids)
Molecular function (GO): molybdenum ion binding; catalytic activity; pyridoxal phosphate binding
Source: RefSeq, a predicted model, not a curated record